Molecule: messenger RNA, 2710 nt
Organism: Aphidius gifuensis
Lineage: Eukaryota; Metazoa; Arthropoda; Insecta; Hymenoptera; Braconidae
Gene: noc
Product: zinc finger protein Noc
Exons: 2
Coding region: 484-2013 (509 amino acids)
Biological process (GO): negative regulation of DNA-templated transcription
Cellular component (GO): nucleus
Source: RefSeq, a predicted model, not a curated record
UGAGAGCUGUCAUCGUCGGGACAACAUCAUGGGUGGCGUGUUGAAUUAGAAUGCCUCUCCCACUCUCACAGCACGAACAAGCUGGAAAGUGGGCUUUUUCUCCUACUUUUGUUGUUCAGUUGCACAAGCAGGGAGCAUGAACAAGACUCAAAUUUACAAUAGUGGGGAUUAUAUGUAUAGUAGAUGUCGCUGCAUGACACUAGCACCCUGUAGCUUAGCCCCUGUUGUGCGACUGCUCUCACAAAUUUCUUGACUUUGGAAGGAGACAUCUCGCUAGUUGGAAGUAAAAAUAUUACUGCAGUUUGCACAGUACUGGCUCAGACCUCAGUUCGAUCACAUCAGUUUAUAACAGUGUUAAAUAAAUACUUUUUACGUUGAAAUAUUUAUGAAUAUAUAAUACACUACCUUCACAAAUUGGAUUAAUUUAGUGAACUUUUUUUAUUUAGUGUAAUUGUGUGAUUUUAAUUUAAGUGUUUGAACCAAAUGGUUGUGUUAGAAGAAGGCGGAAUGUUGACUACUGGACAUAAUCAGUAUUUACAACCGGAUUAUCUAUCACCGCUUCCAACAACGUUGGAUGCGAAGAAAAGUCCAUUGGCAUUACUUCAACAAACAUGUAGUCAAAUUGGAGCAGAUUCACCAUCAAAACCAUUGAUAUCAUCCAUGGAUAAAUCAGGAAAAAGUGGAAUGACUGGAAAUACUCGUUCACCGCCGGCGGCUAAAACUGAUAGAACACGUAGUAGUCCGUCGGAACCAAAACCUCUAGGAUUCAAGCCAUACGAAACAAAUGUAUUAUCUAAAAAACAAAAUGAUGAUAGUAGACCAGCAUCAAAAGCAAGUGUACACAGUGUUAGUGGUCAAGAUAGUGUUAAUAAUAGUGCAAGUGAAAAUAAUAAUAAUAAUAACAAUAAUAAUAAUAAUAAUAAUGAUAAAAAAUCAUCUGGUAAUCGUACACCAAUUGGACGUAAAUCAGCAUCACCAUCAUCACAAAAUAAUAACAUGACAGUAUCAAAUAAUAGUUCAUCACCAUCGGGCGAAAGAAAAACACCAGCUCAAGAUUCUGAUAAAUCAAAUGAAUCAUCACGUCAAAAUGGAGCAAGUCCAAUUAUUCGUUCUGGUAUGGAAGUUUUAACUGGUUCAACUCAUCCAAAAGAAGGAAGUCUUGGUGCAUAUAAACAUGCUCUUGGUGGUUUUAACAAUAAUCCAUUUUGUUGUCCACCAGGAUUAACUGAAAAUCCAGCAUUUAGACCACCAUUCGCUGGUGGAUCACCAUUUUCACAUCAUCAUGCUGCAGCAGCUGCAGCACUUCUUGGUUAUCCGUCGGCAGCCUCAGCUGUUGCUGCAAGUGGUAAUCCAUAUUUGAGUUAUACUCGUGUUAAAACAGCAAAUGGUGGUGAAGCACUAGUGCCAAUUUGUAAAGAUCCUUAUUGCAAUGGCUGUCAAUAUAGUAUGCACAAUGCUCAAAUGAUGAUGGGUGCUGGUCCAUGCCCGAGUGGUUGUACUCAGUGUGAUCAUCAAAAAUAUAAUCUUGCAAUGGCACUAUCUUCACUUGGACCAAUGCCACCACCAUCACUCUCAUAUCCACCAUCAAUGUCUGGUGCUAGACCACAUACAUGUAGUUGGAUUGUUGGUGAUAAUUAUUGUGGAAAACAAUGUAAUACGUCUGAAGAACUUCUUCAACAUUUACGUAGUCAUACAAGUCCUGGUAGUAGUCAUCACGCAGCUGCAGCAGCAUCAGCAGCAAUGCUUGGUGGUAACAAUGGUGGUCCACAUUCACAUCAACAUCCUCUUCUUUCACCAUCAGCAGCACUUCAUCGUGCAGCAGCAAAUGGAUCUUAUCCAGCACCACCAAUAAGCCCAUUAGGUGCACGAUAUCAUCCGUAUGGUAAACCACCAACAGGACCAUUACCAGCUUCACUUGCUGCAUCACCUUACAGUGCUUUUAAUACUCUUGGACCAUAUUAUUCACCUUAUGCUAUUUAUGGUCAACGUGUGGGUGCUGCUGUGCAUCAAUAAAUCGAAAAAAAAAGAUAAAAAAUUAUUUAAUGAUAAGUUUUAUGUGAAGAUGAUGAUAUUGUAUACAAAUAGUAACGAGACUGUUGUUGUAAAUAGAUGCGCCACGGGUGCUUGAUUGUAAAGUAGAUCUUUAUUCAAAUGAAUCUUAAUAGAACAUAAAAAAAAAAAAAAAUAAAUAUAUAUUAUAUAUUAUAAAAGAUUGAGAAAAAAAAAUAAAUUUAAAUUUUAAAAAAAAAAAAAAAAAUGAAUAUAUGAAUAUUUAAAUUAAAAUAUUUUACAAUUGAAGUUUUAUGAUAUAUCUCGACAGUUUAACGUCGUGCUCCCUUGCCCGUGGUUGGCUUUGACAUUCUUGAAUUAUAUGCCUAUUAAAAUCCGAUUGAUUUACGAUGCAGGUAUUAUUAAACGUCUCGUUUUCACGAUUGUGUCCACUCAAUAUAAAUUUUAAUGCAUUUUUUUUCUUUUUUUCAUUUCUUUCGCAAGCAUAUAGAUAGAAGGCUCACGUGGAUAAAUUUGUAAAUGUGAGUAUCUUGACAUGUUAUGCAAGAUAAUCGGGAAAAAACAAAAAAAAAAAAAAUUAAGUAAAGUCGGUUGUUUUUUUCUUGUCUUUGUUUUAAGAACUGUGCCACUUUAUUUGAAAUUUAUUAUCAACAUUGAGCAGAAGUCGCGUGAUAUAUGAAAAAAAAAAAAAAUAAUUAAA